This is a messenger RNA of Musca vetustissima, 1427 nucleotides long. RefSeq names its product protein king tubby (gene ktub). NCBI's taxonomy places the organism in Eukaryota, Metazoa, Arthropoda, Insecta, Diptera, Muscidae. The coding region runs from base 7 to 1407 and encodes 466 amino acids. Gene Ontology annotation, biological process: protein localization to cilium. The record is from RefSeq and is a predicted model, not a curated record. Gene Ontology annotation, cellular component: cilium. The transcript is spliced from 4 exons.
CAGCUAAUGGAGGCCUAUAUCCGACAGAAGCGGGCUUCACCGGGCAUGGUACAGGCCAGCGAUUUACAAAUUAACCGUCCGAUAUCGGCAUUACGAACAUCAGGUCAUAACGCCCGUGAACUACAUGCCUACGAUGGACCAAUGCAAUUUAUUAGCUCCGCACAAAAUCCAGACCAAUUAAUCAAUAAUACGAAGGUGGAUAUAAUCAGUUCGCCAACAACAACAACAGCUGUAACAACGACGACGACAAUGGUCAAUAGUUCCAAAAAAAUGGGGAGGUGUUCUAAUAUUAAUUUUUUGUAUUCUCCAGAUCUCAUAGAAGAAAUUUCCACGCAAGACCUGGAGGAUGAGGAAAGCACACCCAUCGUCGUGACAACGGAGUCCAAUCAAGGCCACUUACUUAGCAGUUCAACAAAUUCCGCCUCUUCCCAACCGGGUAGACAAAGUAGAUCACGACAGCAGUCUUUCGAUGGCACCCUCGACGAAGAAGAUUAUGCCAAUCGUAAUAAUAUCGCCCUGGCCGCUCCCAUUAUGCCAGCCAAGUCGCCAACAUCCACCACAGCCAAUUCACCACAUUGCAAAGCGAAUGCACCGGCAAAUGGCCAACAGCCCGAUAAUGGUGAACCAUGUGAGCCGGAGGGUGAUAUUAUAGGGAAUAUUGAACAAUUUGUAAUGCAACCAGCACCGCAGGGAGUGCUGUACAAAUGUCGUAUUACCCGUGAUCGUAAGGGUAUGGAUAGGGGUCUCUUUCCGAUUUAUUAUCUACAUUUGGAGCGGGACUAUGGCAAGAAGAUUUUCCUUUUGGGUGGCCGUAAACGUAAGAAGAGUAAGACGUCGAAUUAUAUCAUCAGCUGUGAUCCCACCGAUUUAUCGCGAAAUGCGGAGGGUUAUUGCGGAAAAUUGCGCUCCAAUGUUUUUGGCACAUCGUUUACGGUCUAUGAUAGUGGGAGUAAGGAUAAUACCGAAAAUCCUAGGCUAGAUUUGGCCGUGGUAAUAUAUGACACCAACAUUUUAGGCUUCAAAGGACCACGAAAUAUGACUGUUAUACUGCCGGGCAUGACGGAAGAUGAUCAACGUGUCAAAAUCAGUUCCGCCGAUCCCAAACAACAGGGUAUUAUGGAUUUGUGGAAAAGCAAGCAUUUGGACAACAUCGUUGAGCUGCACAACAAAACACCCGUCUGGAACGAUGAAACCCAAUCGUAUGUUCUCAAUUUUCAUGGUCGUGUUACCCAGGCAUCGGUGAAAAAUUUCCAAUUGGUACAUGAUUCCGAUCCCGAGUACAUUGUAAUGCAAUUCGGUCGCACUUCGGAGGAUGUUUUUACCAUGGACUAUCGUUAUCCACUGUGUGCCAUGCAAGCAUUUGCCAUUGCCUUGAGCAGUUUUGAUGGUAAAAUAGCAUGCGAGUGAAUGGGGGAGGAAAAUCGUGU